AUGCCUGAGAACGCAAAACGUUUGAAGGCCUACACUGCUUUUGCCCCAAUUUCUCCCAUUUCAGAGGUUCCACUAGCAAAGGAGGCGGCAGCAGCAGAAGAGAGAUCAUCAGGAAUAUCAGCAGCUGCAACCCCAACGGCAUCUACGACUACAGCAGAAUUAGCAGUGGCAGUUAAAGAGGAGCCACCUCAAGUGGAAGCAAGGCUAGGUGAAAACCAGCGAGUGGGUCAUCCAGCCACUCAUAAAACUGACCAGCAUUGCUCAUUGGGACCAGUUAAGAAGGUCUGCGCCGCAGUUUCCAGGGAAAUGCGACUCAAGACAACUACAAGCAAGCCGUCUUUGGCCAAUUCGCAAUCUGCGGCUCUCAGGCAUCUCGCCCGAGUCAUAUGCAAAGCCAUCUCCAGUGCUGCUGCACGGGAACUGCGCAAUAACGCUUUCGGGUUUCUCCGACGCUGCUAUAGCCCAAGAUAUCACGACUCAUCUUCUGCACCACGAUGCGCAACGGCUGCGAAGGUGCGAAGGCCGCACCCUUCAAAGAUCUCGGAAACUCGUGAAUCUGCCCCUGAAGCGACAUCACACGACUACCGGGCGAACGACCGUGAUAUGUAUGUCUGCCCCUUCGCUUAUGAAAGCUGUGGGCUCUUGGAUAAAGUACAACAGUGUUGCGCCGCAGCGUGUUACAAAAGCAGCUGCUUCGCCGGAGCUCUAAACAGGCACAAGGGUCGCAUCUGCGAAUCGGAUUCCAACCCUAGGGCACUUCAUUCCAAUGAGAUUGGCGCAGGUCCCACUUCCGUCGCUUCUAACACUGGAGUGAGAUCUACCCUUGCUACUAUCUCAACAUCGUGUGACUUUGAGCAUCAAGUAAUUUGCGAACUCCCUCAAAGUCCACAUGAACUGCAAAGGAAAGAAGUAAUUCCGGCUGUUGCUGCUACUGCCGAUUUUCAGCCGGUCCCAACCUGCCCCAAUCUCGCUAGGCCCCUGCAUUGGGAAAACGCCAGCGUUAUAUUUGCCGCAUCAGAUAUGGCACUAACUGCAGCAAGCACUGUUGCAAUGGACGCUGCAGCAUUUCAGGCAGAGAAAGCGAAGAAUCAGCAACGGCGGGAAGGCCUCCUUGGGCCUUUAUUGGAAAUAUCAGACGAUAGGCAUCAGGAGUCGCCGUGCAAGCCGACGAAUAUAAUGAAUCAAGCGGAUCUUCGUCUGUCCCGCGUUUCCUCACGGGGACAAGAAGUGGAGCCACCGCGUAAGUGCGAAGCCGGAGAGCCCUAUUGCACCAGUGGGACGUGCGGAAGGGUCCAGCCAGAACUACGCCAACAUAAGCGGUGCGAACCCGAAUGUCCGAGACAAGAGGAAAGACCUAUCCAGGAGACUCACUGUGCAGGGCAUCCGCAGGAAUUGGAGCACGGGGGGCAACAGAAUAAACUACGGGAUCUGUCUGAGACGCUGGUUCACCGGUGCAUGACAAGUUGCUCGUGCCCACCCAUGUGGCACUGCACGGCAAAUAUCCGGCUUGAGCUUGGAGGCAGCGGCAUCGACGGCCACAAGUGCUACCACGAACUAAUCAUUCCAGUCAACCAUCAUCUAUCAAGGCAAACACUUGCCUCACCACCAACAACAUUCCCUCGGCAUAGUCUGCGAGGGGCUUGGGACUGCAUGUUCAUCCCGGCCCCCGCAGUUUCAUCGCACAAGUUUUCUGCUCCUUCCAGGCUUUUGCAACAACCUGUUUGCCAGAAGCUAGCCUCAGCAUGCCCAUCAGGGGGUGCCAGCUUAGCCCUACCUGAAUUAUUGGAUUUCAAUGAGUCAGCAAGACAACGCCAUACUGUAGUUUCAAUAGCAACAACAUCGAUAAGCGAAAGCCCAACGACACUGAACCAGAGACGCAAUGCAAUGAACGACGGUUAUGGCAAGUUCGCGCCGUCUGCUAAGGCUUCCCCACAGGCCGUUGUGUCUACCCAAUCGGUGGAUGCUGCUCAAAGCACCAGUGAGGGACAACAAAACCCAAUGGGAUGGGCAGACGGCGCCCGCCCCAUGAGGGAGCACCUGAGUGAGCUGCAGCAGCUGAGACACCAACUAGACUCCCACAGACAAUCGUUGACCGGCCUGUUCAGGCAGGUGGACUUCAGCAGGAGCAAAGGCAAAUCAUGCAACAAUCCACCUCUGCAUUCUCUCAAUGAAGAGAGCUCAGUAGAGUUGAAACAUGAUCGAGCCACCAGGCAGCAGAAGCUGAACUACGGAGAAUCAUUGCCUGAAGUGCCGAAGACGGGCAGCAUUUCCUUGGGUGGGAGGCCAAAAGAACAACAGAAUUAUGAGGUGCAUGAACGCAAGCUGAAAGCAGCGGUAUAUCAAGAUACUGCAGGCUUGAGUGGUUGCCCACUGCUGCAUACCAGUGAUCGUACGGCGUCUCCACCGCAGCAGGCUGCUGAUUUUUCGCCUCCAGAAACGAAGGCACAGCUCCUUCAUCAUCAGCCUGGACAACCCUCUAGCGCUCUUCGUCAGGUUCUCUGGGGACUUUUAGAUCGGAUGGAAUAUGUUAAGAUGAAGUUGGCUCCUCCUCAGCGUUUGCAGACCCCCCAUGUUCUUAGGAAAAACAGUCAGCACCGUCCACAGGAUAGAGAAGGAUUGUCCAAUUUGCCAAAGGAGCCCAGAAUAUUGAAAAGCGUGAUUCGUCAUCGUACGAAUAGCCUACAGCCUGCUACAUGCCAAGAAAAGCGGGACCAGUUUCAUGGCCAAGGCCUUACUCAAUUGCGUAUUGUGGGAAAAUCUAUGGGGAAUGCGGCUACAUGCAGCGCAGCCAGUUACAUGUUCAAACGUGCAGCAGAGAUUCCGCAAGACGUCCUUCCAUUUGCUGCACUACCGGAGAUUCGAACCGGCUCAAUUGAGUGCAGACAGCCAAAUAAAGUGACUGCACUGGAUACGAAGCACCGCGAGGACUUCGCAAAGACGCUGCUGGUUGUAGACAAGUCACUCCUUUCCAAAGCGUACCACGCCACUACGAAAAAAAACCGCCUCGAAUGCCGAGCUGCCAAACCACGCCUGCUACUACAAAGCAAAAAGUCUGCAGGCACUGCGGAAGAAGAAUGCCGACCAAAAACAAUGGAGGAGGGCCGAAUUCCAGAAGAUAUCGAUGGUGACUUUCAGUCACGCGUGGGUGGACAGAAUCAGAGCCACUUAAGACGAGAAGUUCGUGGAGUAACAAAAAUCCUUGCUGGGCAGACGCGUGGCCGCCAUUUCAAUUUGUCCGGCCUAAAGUUCGCUGACUCUACUCAAGUGACGCAGGAAGCACUAUCGACAAAUUUUCCAGUGGAGCGGCCUACGAUGAGCGCUGAAUUUGAUGCAAACCUCACGGGUGCAGGCGAGGAGGGCUGUUUAGUCGAAGCAGUGAGACCAACAAGUUUCAGCUUCACGGCUGAUCCAGGGGAGUUGCGGGAAAAGAGAUGCGAUUCCUCUGCCAGAAAGACCCAAAAGCGUGUUCUCCAGAAGGAGAUUCCCGGAUAUGGCUCAGGCGGGUGUCGGGGAGACGAGGAGGCAUCUUUACUCGGAGCAAAAAUUCAGUAA
This is a messenger RNA of Eimeria acervulina, 3552 nucleotides long. RefSeq lists its product as hypothetical. The record is from RefSeq and is a predicted model, not a curated record. The transcript is spliced from 5 exons. The coding region runs from base 1 to 3552 and encodes 1183 amino acids. Lineage: Eukaryota; Apicomplexa; Conoidasida; Eucoccidiorida; Eimeriidae.